This is a messenger RNA of Aspergillus ibericus CBS 121593, 1059 nucleotides long. RefSeq lists its product as uncharacterized. Bases 186 to 725 code for a protein of 179 amino acids. The record is from RefSeq and is a predicted model, not a curated record. Lineage: Eukaryota; Fungi; Ascomycota; Eurotiomycetes; Eurotiales; Aspergillaceae. The transcript has a single exon.
GUUGGGUUUGUAUCUCGUCCAGAUGAAUCCAACACCGAUGAGGCUACAGUCGGACGGCGUAGUCCGUAUCUACUCGAUAGAUCGUUGGACGCGUCUGACAGGGGGUCCGGGCAGACGCAGCUGGCUAACAGCGAGCUAGCGACUUAGUCUGGCUCCCAGACCGGCGGACGAUCCCAGGAACAUGGAUGACGAAAAUCCGCGAUGCGCUGUGGACUAUGACAGGACCGGCCAGCCGAGCAAAUAGUCUGGCCUCCUCUUGUCAAACUCCCCCGAUCGAGCGGCUGGCACGGACUCGAUCGCUGCUCGACGUUUCUUCUUUUUCCUGUUUUUGCGCGCUCCAUCCCUCGUCUCCGCCGGCUCUUUUUCGAUUUUCUCGUGAUCUUCCUCCGCCGCCGGGUCCCCCCUCCCUUGGUGUUUCAACCAAUAAUGACUCCACUAGCCUUGCUUGCUCCUCUCCCCCCCCCUUCUUUCUUCGUUGUGGCGGGCCCUUGGUAGUUGGUGCCUGCCACCGCGGCCCUUGGUCGAGUAACCCUCUAUCUAGAUCCAACUCUAUCGUCCAGGCUAUCGAGAACGAGGCAGGCAGGCUUGUCAUUCGACGGUGCACCGACUCCGCAUACGGAGUCGACAUCGUUAGGCCGUCAGAUCCUACUAGGGUCCCCCCCCCUCCCCCCGGCGCACAGCAAGGGCCUGACAGCUCCUCGAGAUUCCUUCAGGACCCUUCAUAAACUCCAGAGUUCCUCCCCUGGAGCUGCUGUUUCUUUUCCUUUGGGAUAGAUUGCUUCGCCCUCGGACCCCGGCAAUUCCAGUCCUUUAUCUUCUGUACAUACAUGCAUACCUCGUCAAUUGCACUCAAUUGCUCCGCUUUGCUUUUUCAUCUCCUCAGACCCUCCUUUGGACCCAUUGGACUCGUCCCAUUGCCCUGAUGUCCUCAUUGCCCCUGUGAUACACCCUAUUUCUAUCCUUGCAGCGGCCGAGGAACUGCGGGAAUAAAUCCUUUCAUUCGUCCGGUACAUGACCGUUCCCACUCAUCGCUACCGUUAACCUUUCCUACGACUUCCG